Molecule: messenger RNA, 4107 nt
Organism: Brugia malayi
Lineage: Eukaryota; Metazoa; Nematoda; Chromadorea; Rhabditida; Onchocercidae
Exons: 23
Coding region: 1-4107 (1368 amino acids)
Source: RefSeq, a predicted model, not a curated record
AUGAACGAACAGUGGUCGUGUGCCGGUAUUUGUGUAGAACCGCAAUCUGAACAGCGGUCGCUUGGUACCAACCAACAAGCAACAGCAGAAACACAUAAUCUAUCUGUAACUGAUAGGACAACUCCGGCAGCGUCCAUUUCAACGGCAACAACUCCAAUAAAUUUUCCAAAUUGUUCAUCAACCUCUUCAUCGUCACAUCCUGAUUGCGUCACUGGCGCUACAAGCCUAUCAAAUUCAUCAGCGGUUGACGGUCGUGUAUUGAUUCCUUGUUCUACAGUGUCAUUAAACAAAGUGGAAGAACAGAAGAGCAAUAGCUGCAGUUAUGAGCCUUCAUCGAGUGUACCAACGGAUAAUAUCCUUUUGUCGUCCAGUUCAGGAACGCUGACAGACGAAACCUAUCCGUCUACUAGUACAGCUGAUACCAGUAUUUUUGACGAGAAAGCAACGUUGCAGGAUUGUCAGUUGUCUCGACUUAUACGUCGUCGGUGCAGAUUUUUACUACCGUCUAAUAUUUCCCAUAAAUUACUGCGGAUAGCAUUGAAACAACCAGCUACAUUGAAACAUUUAAGUAUAACCUCAGUGAAAGUGGGCGAAUCAAAUCUGUUACCAGUGGUUGUGAAUGAUGCAACACUAAGCCUUCUUUCACUUCCAUAUCCCAGUACAGGUUCUGAAAUGAAUUCUUUGGCUGGUGUACCAGUGAAUGCUAAUGCUACUGAUAGAGCAAAUAUUUAUGAUCCUUAUCAAAGUGAGAAUGGUCGACAUGAAUUGACGCCAUCAACUUCAGCUGGUCAUAUACCAGGUAAACGAAAAGCUGGUGUAAUUAAUAAUGAUAUAUAUCAAACAGGAGUUGGGAUGCAUGGUUAUAUGGGGACAGUUAGUGGACAAUCCAAUGCAACUAAUGCAGUGGCUUCUGUAAAGCAGCAGCAAUCUCAGACUACAUCUAAUACUAGCAGCCCAUUGUUGGUUAAUUUAUUAAGAAGUUCAUCACCAGUUGCUAACGCUGGUAUGCAUAAUUUGCAACAUACACAUAUGUCGCGUCCUUCUGCUGCUCCGAUAAUGCAGCACAUGUCAGCCCCUUCUCCACAAACUCAGGGAACUGUUGGUUAUUCGUCAUAUCCGUACAUGGGACAAAGCACAAUGAAUACACCAGUGCAGCCUGGUCGAAUGCGUCCUUCAGCAACUUCAGUGGAAGUUUCUCACUUAACUACCUCAACACAUGCACAUUCUGAACAACAGCAAAUGCGGCCAACGCAACAAGAGGUCAAUAUGGAAAGACAUCAGCAAGUAGUUGCUACACAACAGCAGAGUGCACCAGCGCAGCAGUUACCUCAGGCAUAUUAUCCUCAAUACAACCAGAGACGUCCAAUGCUCUCUGGCUUCACAGUCCGCGGACAAAUACCGCAACAGCAUGCUGUUUAUGCACAGCAGGGACAAAUGAUGCCUCCUCAUUAUAUUCACGUGCAGCAGCAACCAAGACUUACUGGACAGCCAUUGCCAGUUCAUUUUCACCAGACAGUCUCUUUGGAACAUGAUGCUGGCAGUCAAAUGUCUGUUGCUGCUCCUCCUCCCAAGAAAAGAAAGCGACCAACUAAAAAGCAGUUGAAAGAAGCUGAAUUAGCACAACAAGCGGCUGCUGCUGCGGCGCAACAGCAAUUCAUAAUGGAGCAGCAGAUGAAUAGCCGAGUGCCUUCUGCAAAUGCUCAUACGGUGGAUAGGCCUACUGUCAUGUCACAGGUAAUGCAUAGUGGUCAGCCGAGUGUCGGCAUAACUUAUGCACAGCAUCCGCAAGGGUAUCCUUCACAAACACUUCGUUCUCCUCCGGCUGUUCCUGCACAAACUGGGCCAAUAAUGCAGAAUCCAUCUUCAAAUCCUUCUUUUUAUCAGCAACAAAACGUUUGGGUUCCACAGCACCAGCAACAAAUUAUGUCACAGCAGCGUCCACAGAUAAUGUAUAGUGGUCAGAUGCAUCAUCAUUGGCAAAACAAUCAGUCGCAUCAUUCGCGAAUGAUUUAUCCUCAAACAGAUAGUGUAUCCGAGAUGAGUGCUGGUUCAUCUGGCAGUGUCCAUACAUCUCCUAUGACUAGUCGGAAUGCGUCAAUUGACUAUUCGCCAGCAUCACAGUCUAGCAGCACGAUGUCGCCACUAUAUCAGCAACAACAACCAAAUAUGACCUACCAGCAGCCAGCAAAUCAACAAACACCUCCAUCUGCUUUAACUUAUUCGCAGUCUUCACCGUCACAGCAGCAAGUGAGUGUACCUGCACGACCUCAACAACAGCAAACAAUACCAAUGCAAAUGCAGGAAUCGCAGCAACAGCAGCCUCCGUUCUCUGCAGAACAGCAAUGUCUAGACAUGCAGCCAAAGAGCUGCUUGCCAGUGUUACAAAGUGGAGGUGAUUUUGAAAUGGAUGAUGAACUGGGUGCUAAUAUUGCUGAUGACUGUGGUGAUUACAAUGAUUUGGAUUCCAUUGAACCAAUGACCGAAUCAAGCGAAUUUGGGGCAACGUUGAUGGCUUCCCAUCAACAGCAAAUGCAACAGCGGCCAACAAAUACUCAGCAACAUAUGCAGCAUCACCACCACCAACAACAACAACAGUACUACAGUCGUAUGUUGCCUCCUCAAAAUCGGUAUGACAUCCAAUCACCAAUGCAGCAUCAAAGUGUUGGUUACAUGAGACAAAUGUGUAGUGAAACUCAAAUGCGGCAGUGUAGUUUUCCGAGUACUCUCAGUCUAUCUCAGCAACAACAAUCACUUUCUCGGGGUUAUUCAUCUCCACAGCAGCAACAGCAGCCAGCACAAGGGGCAUCCAAUUUAUUUAUGAGCCCACCACCACAACCAAGUUGUUCUCCAAGUCCUUAUACUCCUCGAUCAUCACCCCAAAAAGAUAGCAGCAACUUUACUACCCGACAGCAGCAGCCGAGACAUAUUGCGGUAACACACCAACAGUAUGCAGCAUCACCAUUGUCGCAGCAACAGUCUAUUCGUACACCACUUAGUGCUCCACCAACUGUUCAUUCACAGUCACAACUGCAUCCAACUUGUGGGCGAAUUGAUGAUUUACGAUCAUCGCGAUCAGAUGGUGAAGCAACACCACGAGCAUCAACUACUGAUUCGAACGUUGCUUCCAUUGAAUAUGACAAAGAUCCGAUCAACUCUACUAUAGAUGCAGUAGUUAUGCGAGCACUUUCCGAUCAAGACAGCUUUUCCUCGACAAGCAUUUCGAAUUAUUUUCGUGGAUCACGGAAUCGUUUAUCAACAAAUAUUCAGUCUUCGACGGCUGAACAGACUGGGACUAGUGACAGAAAAAUGAUGGGUAACAACGUUAACAACAGUAUGAGACCGGUGAAUGCAAUCAAACAACCUGGGCAAUUUCAGAGCUCUCAACAAGCUCAGCAGUUUUCAAACACUGAUGCAAUAGAAGGUUCAGGAGUCGGAGCUAGUGGUUCUCAUAAUGGUCAGGCGACAGGGAAUUCUGCCUUUCCGUCAAGUAAAACGCUAGUUUCUGCAAGUCGUGAAAGUUUUCACGGUGGAAAUAGCGAAAUGCAUGGUCUCACUCUAUCUGCUAGACAACAGAAGGACCAGAGAAUUAGUGAUCGAAUUGGCGAUCAAAGGUCAAACAACACAGCUGAACAUCACCAUUUGACCAACGGGCAUGAAUCACUGAACAUGUUAAAAGAACGCGGAUAUGUUCAGUCAUGCAACGGAGUGCUUCCGCUAUCGCAGUCAAAUGAUGACGAGCGAAGACUAACGGGUGGGUUGGUUUCAGCGGUGACAAUAACUGAUGUGCAGCAGCCGCAGAGAUCUUCGCCAAAAGUUUCGGGGACAGCGAGGCGUAAUCGCCGUAAGGCAGAUUUAUCGCUGGAAGCAUUGUCUUAUGAUGACGAAGAUGAAAUUACCGUCCCAACAUUUGGUUCGACUCCGUCAGCGUAUCAGGCUCCAUAUAUGAGACGUGUAGGUGGUCCCGGUAGUAUUGUUGUUGGAUGUAGUGGGAACACUCCAACACAACCUCCUUUCGCGAAUAUCAGUGUACAAAGUGCUCAAAAUAAUUUUUCUGCCACAGUGGCUCGGCAGCAGCAAAUGUUGAAGCAGCAGCCGAAAACGUCGUAA